Molecule: messenger RNA, 760 nt
Organism: Aplosporella prunicola CBS 121167
Lineage: Eukaryota; Fungi; Ascomycota; Dothideomycetes; Botryosphaeriales; Aplosporellaceae
Exons: 2
Coding region: 35-760 (241 amino acids)
Source: RefSeq, a predicted model, not a curated record
GGAUAAAUCUCCUAAGCAGGCCACCGGAGCGGCCAUGAUAUCUGAAAACAGCCCCACAAGAGGAACAGCAACCUCAGUGCUCGAGCACGCUGAAAAGAUGAUAAGCGAGCACAACACGGUCUUGCAAACAAACUCAGUUCCGCCCGCACAACAAUCUUGCAAGACAUUAUUCAUUCACAUUGCUACCGAAAAUCGUCACGGAAGCUACAUCUACGCAUUCACAACUCACACAUCGGAUGAUUGCCAUACUGCUAUGCGGAAAGCUAUGGAUGCUUGCAACACCCUCCCAAAGCCCAUGUACAUGAGAUUUCUGCGGUUGUUUGAGCCAUUGUUAACCCGUCGUGUGGUUGAGGUGGUGCAAUAUACUGCAGUACAUGAAGACCCUGAAUCAAAAUCCUAUCCAGUACAGGUGUCGAUCAACAGCCGGUUCGAGGACUACCACCUUCUACGCUCCCUUGGAACUAAGCCAAGUCGCGGCCAGUCUUGUAAAACGUUCAUCUCAUCGAAAGCAGGCAAACUACUGUGUACAGACAAGGAGUUCGUACGCGGCGACUCUAUGGCACUUAUGGUACGCCGUAAACUUUCUAAAACUCGCGCCGCGAUCUUUAUCCCUAUCGUACUUUCUAUGUGCUUUUGGAUAUGCUUCGAGGUUGGCUCUUAUGGAAAGGGCUGGCAGGAAGGGUUGAGUGCUGUUGCGGCAGUAUACGCAUUGGUUACAGCGGUACAGGCAACAAUAUGGUUGGUCUUUGAAUUUACGUGA